AUGAGUGGCUACGACAGUCAUUUUAUAAUUUCAGAGUUAAGCAAAAAAGGAGAUAUUAGUCUACUUCCAGUCAAUAAAGAAAAAUACAUUUCAUUUACACUUAACGAUGCUGUUACUAAUAUAAAAUUUCGAUUUAUUGAUUCAUUAAGAUUUUUAGGAGCCUCUUUAGAUGAAUUGGUCUCAACAUUAAAUAAAAAUGACUUUAAAAUUUGCAAGCGAGAAUUUAGCAGGUUAAGUGACGAUGAAUUUAAAUUAAUAACUAAAAAAGGGGUAUUUUGCUAUGAUUUUAUUGAUUCUUGGGAAAAAUUAAACAUUACCGAUUUACCUCCAAUAGAGGCAUUUUAUAAUAAGCUAAACGAUACGAAUCUUACAGAUGAGAAGUAUGCUCAUGCUAAAAUAGUUUGGGAUACCUUUAACAUUGAAAAUUUAGGUCAAUAUUCAGAUUUGUACUUAAAAACCGAUAUUGUGCUUUUAGCAGAUGUUUUUGAAACUUUCCGCAAAAAAUGUUUUAUAACUUAUGGGUUAGAUCCAGCCUGGUACUACACAAUGCCCGGUUAUUCUUGGGAUUGUAUGUUGAAAUACGUGGGGUGUAACCUCGAGUUAUUGCGUGACGUUGACAUGAUACUAUUUAUGGAGAAAGCAAUUCGUGGAGGAAUUUCAGUAUGUAGCGGUAGAAUGUCGGAGGCCAAUAAUAAGUACAUGUCUAAUUAUGACCCCGCACAGCCCUCAAAAUACUUAAUGUAUUUUGAUGUCAAUAAUUUAUAUGGGUGGGCUAUGGGAGAACCCUUACCCUACGGAGGGUUCGAAUGGAUGGAUGCCAAAGACAUUGAUGUUAUGUCUGUACCUGAUGACUCUCCCGUAGGGUACAUGUUACAAGUUGACUUGGACUAUCCUCGCCAAUUACAUGAUCUGCACUCAGAUUUUCCAUUCGCUGCCGAACACCGCAAAGCUUUGGGUUCAAAUCAUACUAAACUAAUGACAACACUUUAUAAUAAAAAAGAAUAUAUCCAGUCUGCGUGGCUGCGACCCUACAUAGAAUUAAAUACUCGACUUAGAGCUGCAGCUACGAACGAUUUUGGAAGAAAUUUAUACAAAUUGGCCAAUAAUAGUGUAUUUGGAAAGACUAUGGAGAAUAUAAGGAAACAUAGAAUAGUAAAACUAGUCAGAUCAUGGAAUGGGCGAUAUGGUGCUAAAAAUUUAAUUUCUAGUGCCAGGUUUCAUAGCAGAAAGAUAUUUAAUGAAAAUUUAGUAGCUAUAGAACUGAUUAAAUCAGAUCUAGUUUUUAAUAAACCCUUAUACAUUGGCAUGACUGUUUUAGAUAUAUCAAAAUUAUGUAUGUACCAAUUUCAUUACGACUAUAUGCUUCCAAAAUUGGGCGCAGAUAAAUGUAAUUUAAUGUAUAUGGAUACCGAUAGCUUUAUUUAUGAACUGUACUGUCAUGAUGCAUAUGAGGAAGUAAUAAAACAAGAUCUAUCAAAAUUUGAUACAUCCGAUUACGCUGUAGAUAAUAUCUAUAAUAUUCCUCGCGUAAAUAAAAAAGUUUUAGGAGUAAUGAAAGAUGAAAAUAAAGGAGAAAUUAUGACAAAAUUUGUGGGAUUACGAUCAAAAAUGUAUACUUUUAAAGUUCAAUCUGGUCGAAUCACUAAAAAAGCAAAAGGGACUAAAUAUAAUAUAGUAAAAAAUGUUAUAAAAUUCGAUGAUUAUGUAAACUGUUUAAAUGAUUUUAAGGAACAAACUGCUACUCAACACUCCAUUCGGUCAUAUAGCCAUAACGUCUAUAGUAUAGAACAAACAAAAAUUGCGCUAAGUCCUUAUGACGAUAAAAGAUAUUUAAUUCCAAAUAGUUUUAGAACCCUACCAUUGGGACAUUACAGUAUUUUAGAAUAG
Diabrotica virgifera virgifera (western corn rootworm) is the source of this 1887-nucleotide messenger RNA. RefSeq lists its product as uncharacterized. NCBI's taxonomy places the organism in Eukaryota, Metazoa, Arthropoda, Insecta, Coleoptera, Chrysomelidae. The record is from RefSeq and is a predicted model, not a curated record. The transcript is spliced from 2 exons. The coding region runs from base 1 to 1887 and encodes 628 amino acids.